This is a messenger RNA of Entrophospora sp. SA101, 510 nucleotides long. NCBI's taxonomy places the organism in Eukaryota, Fungi, Glomeromycota, Glomeromycetes, Entrophosporales, Entrophosporaceae. The record is from the annotation of a GenBank genome assembly.
AUGGCAAAGAAAAAAGGUGAGGUAGCCCAUAUUAUGACACAGGGGACUGAAGAAGGUGUUGGAACAAUUAUGAGGAAUGUUAAUAUGAAGCUGAUAAGAAAUAGACGCAGUGAGAUAACACAUUAUACCAAUCUCCUUGACUGCAUUAUGAAAGGACUUUUCGAUGACCCUGACAAACACAUAGUACAAUGGCCAAAUACAGCUUUAAAUGAAUCCAAAGCAAGAAGAUUUGAAGGUGAGGUUAGUCCUCCAUCAAACAAAGGAGAUGUUUACAAAAACUGUAACAAUCUUAUCUGCUUGAGUAUAUUCAUGAAAGACAACCCUGAUUCAUCAAUUGACAAAGGUGUGGAUAUAAAGGUGUUGGGCUUCCAAUGUGUCGUUGAUGAAACAAGGCAGAAGGAAAAGCUGAAAGAGAAAGAAUUGGAUAAAUUGGAUGUUACUAAUAUUAAUGAAAAAUUGAAUAAUGAGAAUGAUGGUUGGGAUAAUACAGGGAAACAUGCUAAUGAUCUA